Megalobrama amblycephala (Wuchang bream) is the source of this 905-nucleotide messenger RNA. It is a transcript of the gene ppp1r14ab, whose product is annotated as protein phosphatase 1, regulatory (inhibitor) subunit 14Ab. NCBI's taxonomy places the organism in Eukaryota, Metazoa, Chordata, Actinopteri, Cypriniformes, Xenocyprididae. The record is from RefSeq and is a predicted model, not a curated record. Gene Ontology annotation, molecular function: protein serine/threonine phosphatase inhibitor activity. Bases 116 to 595 code for a protein of 159 amino acids. The transcript is spliced from 4 exons. Gene Ontology annotation, cellular component: cytoplasm. Gene Ontology annotation, biological process: regulation of phosphorylation.
CCCGAGAGCGAGAGUAAGGCAGUAAUCUGGCAGCACUAGGACCCUGCGGACCAGCGCACUCUGGAGGUGUCGGAGGAGCGCACCUACUCCGCCAGACUCUUGAGCAUUUAUUUGUAUGCAAGUGUCCAUCCAGAGGGUCAGUCUGGAGAUGGCUGCGAAUCGGGUGGGGAGGCGUUAUAACAAUAAGGUCCACUCACCGAGCCGAGGUACCAGCCGAGAAGCUGGACUGAGCGUGCAGAAGAGACAAGCACGAGUCACCGUAAAAUAUAACAGAAAGGAACUCCAGAGGCGCCUGGAUGUGGAAAAGUGGAUAGAUUGUGGACUUGACGAGCUGUAUUUGGGAAGGGAAGAGGAUAUGCCAGAGGAAGUGAACAUUGAUGAGCUACUAGAUCUACAGAGUGAUGAAGAAAGGACACAGAAGCUUAAGGAUAUCCUUCAUACCUGCAGUAACAACACAGAAGUCUUUAUCACAGAAUUGGUGAAUAAACUUCAUGGUUUGCAGAAACAAGAAGAUCUCCACAACAAUGGCAUUGAACAUCCCCAGCUUCACAUCUUCCCUGACCGGGAGGGCUCUUCUGACACUGAGAGACACUGAGCACCUGCACAAACAUCUACAGCUGUUCAGUCUCCUGUGUCAAGGCAUCAGCAGCACGUGUGUAAAAUAUUGACUUCGGUUUGUAAGGUAACAAAACAAAAACCUAUAAAAAUAUUUAUGUAAAAAAAAAAAAAAAACUUGGCAUGGACCCAUUGCAAGUUGUCAUUGUGUAGCCUAUUUGUUAAUUUGGAGAACUAUUUCUACCUGAUCCCUUAAAAUGACAUUCAUUGGUAUGACCCAAUGUAGUUAGUGUUAUUCUGUAAUAUUAAAUACUUUAUUUGACUUUAAUAAAAACAGUUAAUUUAGUGAA